Scheffersomyces amazonensis is the source of this 1714-nucleotide messenger RNA. RefSeq lists its product as uncharacterized. The record is from RefSeq and is a predicted model, not a curated record. The transcript has a single exon. The coding region runs from base 133 to 1593 and encodes 486 amino acids. NCBI's taxonomy places the organism in Eukaryota, Fungi, Ascomycota, Pichiomycetes, Serinales, Debaryomycetaceae. Gene Ontology annotation, cellular component: fungal-type vacuole membrane.
GCUCCGAAUUCCAAAUUCCAAAUUCCAUUGCCCACCCAUUGCGAUUAGUAGAGACAGAGACGGUUUGUUAAGUUUAGUUAGUUGUUAAUUGUUGUAUGAGACGAUAGUAAAGAAUCGAGAUUUUCAGCCACUAUGAUAGUUCCAACCAUCAGUCCAGCCAUUAGAAAAGUCUUUGUAUUACUAUCAUGUACUUUCUUUGGUUUAAGUUGUGGUACAUUAUAUUUAUAUUCUUCAUAUAGUCCUCAAUUGGCUAAACAACUUAAUUAUACUGCUUCAGGUUCUUCAACUAUUGCACUUAUUGGCAACUUUGGAGCCGCAAUUAGUGGUCCACUAGCCGGUCUAGUAGUCGAUAGAAAAGGUUAUACAAUGUCAAUUAUUAUAGGAGGAUUAUUUAUUAUGUCAGGAUAUUUAGGAUUAAAAAGACAAUUUGAUACUAUUUAUGGAAAUGUAAUAUUAUCAUCAUGUUUAUUACUUUUAGUUGGAUCAGGUUCAACCUUUAUAAAUUAUGCUUGCUUAAAAUGUUGUGCUAUAAGUUUCCCAAGUAUAAGAGGAGUAGCAACAUCUUUACCAUUAGCAUUAUAUGGAUUAAGUGCAUUAUUUUAUUCAGUAAUUGCUUCAAUGUUCUUUCCAGGUGAUACAUCAUCAUUCUUAGGAUUUCUUGCUUAUUCAUCAAUUGUAAUCUUCUGUAUAUGUGCUCCAAGUAUUAUGCUUUGUGAUAAGGAUCAUAAUCCAAAACAACAACAACAACAGCAAACACUUCCUCGAAGAAAUUCUGUAUCAGAAAAGAAAUUGGUUACUAAUCCUAAUUCUGCCUAUCAGAAAUUAGAAUUAGAAGAUUCUAAAGAUAUUACAGGAUUUGCCUUAGUUAAAUGUUAUAGAUUUUGGCUUCUCUUUAUAGCCACCGGUUCAUUAGCGUCAUUGGGUCAAAUGUAUAUAUAUUCGGUUGGAUAUAUGGUUAAGGCACUUAUAAGUUAUCGAAUUCAAUCUGAACAAAUUAUAGAUGGAGAUAUAAUAAUUCAAAAGGAUCAACAAUUUCAAGUGGGAUUAAUAUCAACUGCUAAUUGUAUAGGUAGAAUUAUAAGUGGAAUAAUGGGAGAUAUAAUAACUCAAUCAUUUAAUAAACCUCGAUCUUUAUUAUUAUAUUUACCAUCUAUUGGAUUAAUGCUUACUCAAUUAAUGGGAUUAUUUAUUAGGGAAGAUUCUACUUUACCAAUAGAUUCAUUUCUUACAGGAUUAUUUUAUGGAUUUAUCUUUUGUAUAAUGCCAAUAAUUGUUGGUGAUACAUUUGGUAUGACUAAUUUUUCAUCUAAUUGGGGCAUUGUAUCUUUAGCUCCAAUAAUUCCUAGUAUAUUCUUUACCAGAUUAUUUGGGAAUAUAUAUGAUUCUAAUUCAAUUAUAGAUGAAAUUAAAGGAGGGGUUAUAUGUACUUUGGGUAAUGAAUGUUAUAAUUCAAUAUUUAAAUUAACUUUUGCUAUAAGUAUUAUAUCAUUUAUUACUGUUUCAUUAAUUAAUGCUAAAGUAGAUGUUGCUAAUUUCUUUAAGCAUGAAGACAGUCUACCGAUACUGAAAGUGAAAACGAAGUCAAUUAAAUAAUGUAUAUAAAUACGAACUAAUAAAUAAAAACUAACUACUAACUACUAACUACUAACUAUCUACCGUCUCGAAUUCAAUCUCCCUAAUCGGGAUAUAGACGGACUAUUAAUUAACCUUGAAG